Messenger RNA from Drosophila takahashii, 2047 nucleotides. RefSeq names its product Octopamine beta2 receptor (gene Octbeta2R). Gene Ontology annotation, cellular component: plasma membrane. Gene Ontology annotation, biological process: adenylate cyclase-activating adrenergic receptor signaling pathway. Lineage: Eukaryota; Metazoa; Arthropoda; Insecta; Diptera; Drosophilidae. Gene Ontology annotation, molecular function: octopamine receptor activity. The record is from RefSeq and is a predicted model, not a curated record.
CAAGCUAUCAAGCCAAAGAAAUAAUAUUUAGAAAAAUUAAACCAGACACCGAGACUCAAUGUUGUUGUGCCCCGAAUCCGAACUUGGCCCGGAGCCACCGCGGCAAAGGCAUCGCACCAGUGCCGCCAGGAUACGCAAGAGACCGAGAUGCUGUUGCGGGAAGGGUAGUCAGGAGGAGCAGCAGCCGGGAGUUAGCCCUACAACCAGCCCAAGCUAUAGCCAAAGUUAUGGCCAAAGUCUGACGACCCUGGCGCGGGUCACUGCGGCCGCUUUGGCCACGGCGGCCAUGCUGCACACAACGAAUGCCCUGGCCACCAGCUCCUCCUCCUCCUCCACCUCCUCCACUGCACUGCCACCAUUGCAGGGCACUGCCACGCCCGCUUCACACGAACUGAAUGCCACACAGCUGGGGGGCGGGGGCACGGCGGCGGGCUGGAACCUCAGCGAAAGCGGUGCCGGAUUAAAUGGACAUCAGCAUGCCGCUGACGAGGAUUGGCUGGACAACAUCUUCUGGCUGUUCAAGGCCUUCGUCAUGCUGCUCAUCAUCAUUGCGGCCAUUUGCGGCAAUCUGCUUGUUAUUAUUUCUGUGAUGCGUGUUAGAAAAUUAAGAGUUAUAACGAAUUACUUUGUAGUUUCCUUAGCCAUGGCUGAUAUAAUGGUCGCUAUUAUGGCCAUGACAUUUAACUUUAGUGUGCAAGUAACUGGGAGCUGGAAGUUCAGCCCCUUCCUGUGCGAUUUGUGGAACAGCCUCGAUGUCUACUUCUCAACAGCGAGUAUUUUGCAUUUAUGCUGCAUAUCCGUGGAUAGAUACUAUGCGAUUGUUAAGCCGCUCAAGUAUCCGAUUAGCAUGACGAAACGCGUGGUCGGCAUUAUGCUGCUGAACACAUGGAUAUCGCCGGCGCUGCUCUCGUUCUUGCCCAUCUUCAUCGGCUGGUACACCACGCCACAGCACAUGCAGUUCGUCGUGGACCAUCCGGAUCAGUGCUCCUUCGUGGUGAACAAGUACUACGCCGUCAUCUCGAGCUCCAUUUCUUUCUGGAUCCCCUGCACCAUCAUGAUAUUCACCUACCUGGCCAUCUUCCGCGAGGCCAAUCGCCAGGAGAAGCAGCUAAUGAUGCGCCACGGCAACGCGAUGCUGAUGCACCGCCCAUCCAUGCAGCCCUCAGGCGAGGCGCUGAGCGGAUCCGGGUCGUCGAAAACAUUGACGCUGCACGAGGUCGAGCAGGAGCACACCCCCACUAAGGACAAGCACUUAAUCAAAAUGAAGCGGGAGCACAAGGCCGCACGCACGCUGGGCAUCAUCAUGGGCACCUUCAUCCUCUGCUGGCUGCCAUUCUUUCUGUGGUACACCCUCUCCAUGACCUGCGAGGUGUGCCAAGUGCCGGACAUAGUCGUCUCGAUCCUGUUCUGGAUCGGGUACUUCAACUCGACGCUCAACCCGCUGAUCUACGCGUACUUCAACCGGGACUUCCGGGAGGCUUUCCGCAACACGCUGCUCUGCCUGUUCUGCAACUGGUGGAAGGACCGCCACCUGCCGCUGGACAUGGACAUCCGGCGCUCCAGCCUGCGCUACGACCAGCGGGCGAAGAGCGUCUACUCGGAGAGCUACCUCAACUCGACGACGCCCUCGCACCGCCGCCAGUCGCAGAUGGUGGACAACUUAUAAUACAGGGACGAGGCGCUGCUGACCCCCAUCGCCCAGCAGCAGCAGCGGCUGGCGGCGGGCGGAUCCCGCCUGGGCGGACAAUUGGCAGCUGCCGCCAACGCCAGGGAUGCGAGUCAAGGUCAAAGCAAGGCCAAGUCCAACGCUGACUGCUUGGCGGGCGAGGGCGACGAUGUGCAGGAGAUCCAGAUCGAGAUACCCAUGGAGUACAUCAACAAAUGGAACAAGAACAACAAUGCUGCCGCCUCGACGGCCUCGAGUCAUGUGUAAUGUGGAAGGGAUGCGAAUGCGAUUGCGAAUGCAAAUCAAUCGAUGGCAGCCGGGGGAGGAAUCAAUUUAAUGCAAUUAAAAUGUUCCAUUAAUUUGUAAAAUUAAUAUGCCGGC